ACUACGAUGAGCUGAACAUUAACGUCAAACAAAACCAGGAUAUUAUUUUUCUCACAUUUUUCUCGGCCUGGACUAAGGGGAAUUAUUGUAAAAGAUGAAAAAUGUACAAUGCUAGAGAAUGGUAUGACCGGAAUGCCGUCCCAGAUGUGCGUGGGGGGUCCCCGGCAGGUCCAACCACCCCCACCCAUGUAUACAGAGCCCCCUAAGCUGGCCCAUGCCCCUCAUACACAGCAUGUCCACGUACCCCAGAAUCAUGUACCUCCAGCUACCACUCAGCCAUAUCCAACACCUUGCAGUGUACCACCUAUGAAUCAUGGGAUACAUAUGCCUCCUCAUCUUCCAUAUAACAACAUGAAUAACUUGAUCAACCAUACUAAGAAGCGCAAGAUUGACUGUCCCCCAAGCACUGUGACAAACAUGAUACCAAACAUACAAUCUAGUUUGAAUGGCAUAAUCAAUAACAUCAAACAAGAGCCAGGAUGUCUACCAGAUUGUACAGAAGAUGACUAUACAUAUGACCCUCCAUCAGACUCGAGUCCCCCGUCAAUGUACCUGGAGAACCAAUACCAGGUGAUCAAGUGGCAGGGAUUCCAAACGUCAAAAUGGAUGCCACUGUUAGACCCAAAUAUGAAGGAAUUACCUACACCCAGCUAUAGAGUAGAUGCGGAUAAAGGAUUCAACUUUUCUGUCUCCGAUGACUCAUUUGUGUGUCAGAAAAAGAACCAUUUCCAGGUGACAGUCCACAUCGGCGUUACAGGCAAACCAGAAUAUGUUAGAACUCCAGAUGGGGUGAAAAAAAUUGACAAAUUUUUCCUAUAUUUUAAUGGAAUAAAGAUGGAAUCUCCUAAUCAACUCAUCAAGAUUGAGCAGUCACAAUCAGAUAGAACCAAGAAAGCCUUCUACCCAGUAGAGGUUUCCUUGCCAGCAGACCAAGUUACCAAGGUAACUGUUGGUAGGCUACACUUCAGUGAAACAACGUCCAAUAACAUGCGCAAGAAGGGAAAGCCAAACCCAGACCAGCGCUACUUCAUGUGUGUGGUGUCAUUGAAGGCCCACUGUGGGGAUGACAAAUAUGUCAUAGCUGCACAAGUCUGCGAGAGAAUCAUUGUCAGGGCAUCUAAUCCAGGUCAAUUUGACAGCGACGUAGAUGUUCAGUGGCAGAAAGGCCAGAACUCAGACGCCAUCUAUCAUGCUGGUCGGGUUGGAAUCAACACGGAUAGACCAGAUGAGGCUCUGGUUGUCAAUGGCAACUUGAAAGUGCAGGGGGUUGUGAUUCAACCAUCUGAUCAGAGAGUCAAGACAGAUAUAAGAGAAAUUGAUCCCAAAUCACAAUUAAAAAAUAUAAACGAUCUCCGAAUUUGUUCCUGGAAGUUCAAGGAUGAAUUUGCAAAGGCUGCUGGGAUUCCCGAGGACAGUAUCAAUGAUACAGGUGUCCUGGCACAAGAAGUCAAGGUCAUAUUACCCGAUGCUGUGCGGGAAACUGGUGAUGUUGUCUUGUCAAAUGGAGAAGUUGUUGAUAACUUUCUUGUGGUCAAUAAGGACCGGAUCUUCAUGGAAGGAGUCGGUGCUGUAAAAGAACUCUGCAAAUUGACUGAUAAUUUAGAAAACAGAAUAGAUGAACUUGAAAAAAUGAAUAAAAAAUUAUCCAAAGCCCAAAUUAAACGAAUGGAUAGUUUGAAAUCAAAUGCCAGCUCUAAAUCUGCAACCAGCAGCAUAAGGAGCAAUAGUUAUCAUAAGGACAAAAGUAAAGAAUUCAGUGAUAAAAAAUCUUCAAGUAAUACAGCCAGUAGCACUACAAAUGCAACAACAACAACUACUACUACUAAUGGCAAAAAUGGGCAAACAUUGCGGCAGAAUCCACCUGCUGAGGAGUCUGGUAUAUGUAGCAAUAAGUUCAUACAGAUCACUGUCGUUGUCUUAGUUCUCGUCAUGGCAUUCUGCUUGGUUUCCAUAACAACACUGUAUAUCCUAGAGCGCAAUAAACAGCAAAAUCAACCCCCAGGCAAAGUAGAGGAAAUAAGGAAUUCACCUGGGACAACCAAUCUUCCUACUAGACCUACAGAUAUUGUAAGCCAGACCUCUACAACACAUUCCACUACUACAAUGCCAAAUAUACACACAACAAGAUUACCAUUAAAGUCACUGCUGCCUGUUAAGUGCCUUCAGCCAAUGCAAUGCCAGGAAUUCUGUUGCCCCGCCCCUCCAUUGGAUGAUCUGCCAUACCAACCCAACCCACCCAACACUCAAACAACUAAAAAUCAUACUACUGUCAUAGUAUAUCAUGGGGGUGACAAAGGUCCACGGUAUGGUAUCGAAGAUAACACUAAUGGUGACACUGAAAAAUCUAAACAGAAAGCAAUUGACCCUAAUGUUGCUGUACAUGAUGAUGAUGCCCAUAAUGAACUGCCAGAUUUGUACAGUGAAAUGCCACAACCAACACUAGGGGAGCCCAACUUUCAGCUGGCGAAUGAUAUUGUCAUUGUGCCCUAUGAUAAUGGUCCAUUUGUGAGGAAGCGGCGAGGUUCAGCUGAUGACCUACUUCCAACAGACAUGUUCCUCGUCCAGUUUAAUAUGUCUAUAGGAGAUAACUACUGCCAGGAGAAUUCCUGUUACCAGGGUGGAAGCUGUCGUAAUUUCACAUGUAGCUUGCCACUAAGCCACCUUGUCCCUGCAGAGUCUCUAACAUUACAGAUCAAAUAUGAGGGUGAAGUUGAUGUGAAGAUGUGUAAUCAUGUGCUUCAACAGUGGUGCCACUCUGAGGCUGAAGCUGGGACACCCAGGGGUUCACAGUUAGAGUGGAGUUUACCUGUUGGCUUUUACUUCAAGAGUAAAUACAGAUUCAGGGUUUCCAAGUCUCCUAUAGAGAAUAUAUGUAGCGUAUCAAGUUCCAGUGGAACAGACUUCACAGAGUUCAACUUAAACUUUUACAGGGACUGCCCUCCCUCUUCAUAGCAUAAGGAACAUUCCAAGAUGUGAGUGUACAUAGUAUUGUAAUAUAGAGAUAUAUGGAGAUACAACUACUUAUAAAUGUAUAUAAUCAUAUAUAUGACCAUAAUAUAGAACUAUAUGACUGUAAUAUAACACAGAAUAAAAUCCUAUGCUCUUUAAUAUAGAACUGUAUAUAAACUGUAACAUACAACUAUAUGAAUAUAUAGAUGAAUUUUAUUAUAUAUCUAAUAUUGACCAAGAAACUAAGUAACUAAUAUACAGUAUAUAUUAGCAUAUAUUUUGGAUAAAGGACUACAAGGUGUAAUGGAUUAUAGAUGGCAUCCUCGUAUUAAGACAAGGAAAGUCACUAAAUUGGAAGACUUGAUAUCUAUAAACUAUAUGGACUUGAAUUCAAUAAUCUAUACUGUGAAAUCUGUUAAGUGGAACACUUUCCAGAGUACCAAGACCAACUGACUUAAUGUUAGAUUAACCUCUAUAAGUGGAACACCUCCCAAGUGGAUCACUUUUUAGAGG
Molecule: messenger RNA, 3462 nt
Organism: Owenia fusiformis
Lineage: Eukaryota; Metazoa; Annelida; Polychaeta; Sabellida; Oweniidae
Source: the annotation of a GenBank genome assembly